This is a messenger RNA of Lactuca virosa, 1446 nucleotides long. The record is from the annotation of a GenBank genome assembly. NCBI's taxonomy places the organism in Eukaryota, Viridiplantae, Streptophyta, Magnoliopsida, Asterales, Asteraceae.
UUAUUUUUUUAUAACAGUUGACAAUCAAUGGCAUGUAAUGCUUCAACUACAUCUAUUGGAUCAACCGCUACUGGUGCACAUAAACGUAAUUCAGAUGAUGUUGGUUGGGAAUAUGGUGUUAUCCCGGAUAAAAACAACAUUAAUAGAUUGAAAUGUACAUUGUGUGGAAAAGUGUUUGGUGGGGAGAUUUUUAGGAUGAAACAACAUAUUGCUCAUAUGACGGGGAAUGUAUCUUCAUGUCCAAAGUCUACAAAAUAUGAUCAAUUGAAAUGUCUAAAUUAUCUUAACUAAGGGAAGUUGAAAAAGAAAGCUAAAAAAAUGCAUAUUGAAGACUUAAGGGUAGAGGCGAGACAAGAAUUGCAUGAUAGCGUGGAUGAAGUAGAAAAUUCUUUGGAGUCGAUGGCACCAAAUGUUAUAGGCCCCAUGGAUAACUUUGCAAACAUAAUAAACCCCGAAGAAGUUGUGAAGGCUGAAAAGGGAAAAAAUUGUUGAUCUUAACAAUAUUGUCCAGAAAGAAAGAAUAUUAGUGGUCCAUAAAUUUAUUAGUAGGUGGGCAUAUGAGAGUGUGAUUCCUUUUCAUGCCUUUGAAAGGGAUAGCUUCAAAAUGAUGUUGGAGGUUAUUGGCUAAUUUGGAAUCGGGCUUCCAUGUCCUACUAGAUAUGCUUUGAGUGACCCACUUCUAAAGCUUGAAGUUGAAAGAACAAAAAAAUUGUUGAAAAAAAAAACGAAAAAGAAUGGAAAGGGGAUGGAUGCUUGAUUAUGAUGGAUUCUUGGUCCGAUCGAAAGAGGAGAAGCAUUAUGAAUUUAUGUGUUAAUUCGAAGAUGGGUACCAUUUUUUUAUCUUCAAAAGAAUGUUCUGGUGAAGCACAUACAAGCCAACAGAUAUAUGAGUAUGUGGAAUCUUGUAUUCAACAAGUUGGUCCCGAGAAUGUUGUUCAAGUUGUGACCGAUAAUGUCACGAAUAACAUGGGGGUGGCGAAGUUGCUAAAAGAGAAAAGACCAUCUAUUUUUUGGACAUCAUGUGUGACACAUACCAUUAACCUUAUGCUUGAAGGUAUCGGAAAACUCCCAAGGUUUAAGAAAAUCCUAGAUCAAGCAAAGAAACUAACCAUAUUCAUUUACGCUCACCACAAAACCUUGGCGAUGAUGAGAAGUUACACCAACAAAAGGGAAAUUAUCCGAUCGGGAGUCACGAGAUUUGCUUCCGCCUUUCUAACAUUACAAAGUUUGUCCGAAAAAAAGGAGCAACUAAGACAUAUGUUUUCUAGCAACGAAUGGGAGGAAUGUAAAUUUUCCGCUAGUUGGUGGGGACUAUUUGGUGGCACAACUCCUCGUUUGACAAAGAUUGCAAUGAGAAUUCUUUCUUUAACUAGUAGUUCAUCGGGUUGUGAAAGGAAUUGGAGCACGUUUGAAGGGGUACAUACAAAGAAACGAAAUAGAUUGUAG